Trichogramma pretiosum is the source of this 4800-nucleotide messenger RNA. Its product is annotated as transcriptional regulator ATRX-like. Bases 318 to 4421 code for a protein of 1367 amino acids. The transcript has 14 exons. Gene Ontology annotation, molecular function: ATP-dependent chromatin remodeler activity; ATP binding; ATP hydrolysis activity. Gene Ontology annotation, cellular component: nucleus. The record is from RefSeq and is a predicted model, not a curated record. Lineage: Eukaryota; Metazoa; Arthropoda; Insecta; Hymenoptera; Trichogrammatidae.
ACUUCGUAUUGGAUUUGAUCAGUUUAUUGGUCUUGGAUUCAAACAAAAUGUUAUGCAGCGAAAUCUUAGCCUGCAAUAAAAUAGAUUAAUUUUCAGUCAAAUUCCAAUAUUAGCUCAAGAUCCAUCAUUUUCUUUGGUAACUUUUUCUUUAUACUUCUUUGUGUAUACAUUUGUUUACAUCGAAAAUUCUGCUGGACAUAACCUGAGAAGAACAAUAUUUGUUGAUAAAAAAAACGUUGAUUUAUUCAUCUUGAUCUAAAAUCCGAGAUGAAACUUAACUAAACGUAUCGAAAAAUAAUUUACUCAAAUUUCACAAAAUGUCUGAUCUAUCAAUAGAUUUAAUUAGGAAGGAGAUUUUAAUGCGACAUGUUAUGAAGUUAACUGGGACCAUUAAGGAGAUUUCAAAUGAAAUCCAAAAUGAUUUAAAAAAUAUAGAAGCAAACCUGGAAAAUAAAAUCAGUACAACUGAGAAUGCUUCUCAAGUUAAUAAAGAAAUACUCAAAGUAUUGGAAAAAAAUGCUAUAAAGAUUUCAAAAGCCAAAUGUUACUAUGAAGAAGAAUAUUCAAAUUGGUCCAAGCAAGUCAGUUUUUUUUGUUCCACAUCGAGGACUAGUUUAAAUAAUAAUAACUCUCAAAAAACUUGUAUAACAAUUAGUUCUGAUGAGUCUGAAGAUGAAACGAAACCACUGGUUUCUGAAAAUGUUGAUUUAACUAAUGAAACUGAUUCUACAGAUGAAGAAGAAAGCAAAAAGAUUACUGAUUCAAGCUCUGAUAAUUUCUUUGAAUCAACAAUAGAAGAUGAUAGCACUACAAAUAAUGUUGAAUUCAAAACUACAAAACAAAUGAUAAAUAAUAUUAAUGAUUUUGAGCAUGAUGAAAAUGUAGAACCAGAAAUGGAACAAGAUCAACAAACAACCAUCUGCAAAGAGGAAGAACCAGACAAUGAUUAUAACAAUGGCUACAAAAAAACACUGAAUUUAAAGAAUGUAGAUGAAUUUAUUAUUCUAGAAAAACAAAAUUUGCAUGAAAAAAGCACAAAUACCAUUUUGCACAAUAAUGAGGAGUCCAAUGAUGAAGAGGAGGAUAAUGAUAAUGAUGAUGGGGAAGAUGAUGAUGAUGAUAAUGACCAUGAUCAUGAUCAUGAUCAUCCUAUAUCAAAAAGCCCCAUUUCUAAUAUUAGUGUUGAAAAUUCUACAAAUAAUUUUUCUAUGAAAGAAUGCAAAGUGCAGUUAGAACGAAUAAUCGUUGGAGCAUCUUUUUCUGAUUCUUUGAAAGAUCAUACCUCAGCUGAGAACAUCAAAGUUCAGCAAAAAGAAAUAGAUAUUAAUAAAUUAUGUAAUUUGGAUUCAAUAGAAAAUAAAAAAAGAAGAAACUCUCAAUCUAUGAGUAGACCAAAGAAACCUAAAACAGGAAAAAGAGUGAAAGUUUCAUCUGAAAUGAAUCAUUCGGAUACUGAAGACGAUUCUCGUAGUUCCUAUUCCUCUCAUAAUUCUGAUUCUUCUGAUGACCAAGUGGUUCAUAAUAUUGAUGAAAAUGAAAGGAAUUGUAGUGAUGAUGAUUGCAAAAACCGUUUAUUAGAAUCAGAUGAAAGUUCAGAUGAUACGCAUGUUACAAGUUCAAGUUCUGAUUCUGAUUCUGAUUUUGAUAAUGAAACAAAACAAAAAUUGAAAAAAAGGAAAAAAAUCGCACACAAUGGUAGUGGAUCUGAUUCAUCAGAUAAUUCUUUAAUAAUCAAAAAUAUAAAAAAACGUAAAAUAGAAACAGACGAGUUAUUAGCCUUCAAAAUCACCGAAGACGUUCCUUCUAGUAUUAAAAAUAAAAAAUUUAAUAUUGACUCAGAUACAGAAAAUGUAAGAGCUAUAAAAAAGUUGAAUCAAAACACCAGCAAGGAAACCAGUUUUUCCAAGUCAUCAAAAAUUUCUACUUCAAAUGACACUACAAUUGAUAAUAGGACCUUAAAGGAUAGCUCAUCAAGUAUCACUUCAUCAGAUGAUGAUGAAUCUAGUAGUGAUGAAUCUAGUAGUAGUUCAUCAGACAGUGAUUCAAAUAGUUCAUCAGAUAGUGAUGAAUCCAAUAAUGAUGAUUCUCUCUUAGAGCUUCAAAAAUCGACCGUAGUCAGUUCAAAUGGCUGUUUACCAAAUGACGAAUCUAUAGCAAAUGAAGUUUUAACUGACACUCAGUUAAUAAACGAUUUACCAAAGAAUAAUAAUAAAUGGAAAAAAAAUUAUGGACGUAAAAAUAUUCGAUCUUUAAUGGAUGAUUCCGAAAUUGAUGAACAAUCAAGAUUAGCGGAAAAAGCUGAAGAUGAAAGAUUAGAGCGAUUAAAAAACCGGAAAAAAAGUCUUAAAAAUUUAAUUAACUCAGAUAAUAAUGAAAAUGAGUUGGAUUAUCGGGAAGAAAAUUUGAUCUUGGAUUAUGACUUGGAAAAAAGAAAACCACUUUUGAGAGUUGAUAAGGGCAUAGCCAAACACCUCAAAUAUUACCAAAAGAAAGGAGUAAUUUUUAUGUGGGAUUCAUGUUUUGAAUCUAUCGAAUUGACAAAAUUUUCUCCUGGUAGUGGAUGCAUUUUAGCACACUGUAUGGGUCUUGGAAAAACAUUUCAAGUGGUUACUUUAGUAUAUACUCUUCUUACUAAUAAAGUAACGGAAAUGAAACGAGUUUUAAUUUUAUGUCCGUUAGCAACUGUGCUAAACUGGGUGGCUGAAUUUGAUAUGUGGCAAAAAAAAGCUGAAAGUCAAAGCAGGAUUAAAAUUUUCCAAGCUGGAGAAUCUUCUCAAAGAAAAAAAGUUCUUCAUAAAUGGCAUACUGAAGGGGGAGUGCUUAUUAUGAGCUACCAGAAAUUUUUUUCUUCGUCAAAAAUCAAAAAUAACCAGUUGUAUUUACUUGAUCCUGGUGCAGAUUUAGUUGUGUGUGAUGAAGGCCAUAUUUUAAAAGAGAAAAAAUCUCAAAUCAGUAAUUUGGUCAAGAGAGUUAAUACAAAGCGUCGUAUUGUUUUAACUGGAACGCCUCUUCAAAACAAUUUAGAUGAAUAUCAUUGCAUUUUUGAUUUUGUGAAACCUUAUUUACUGGGUACAGAAAAAGAAUACAAAAAUUUAUUUGUUAAUCCGAUUAAAAAUGGGCAGUACAAUAAUUCGACUGAUGCAGAUGUAAGAAUGAUGAAAAUUCGAACUGAUGUCCUAGAUAGGAAAUUAAUUGGAUGCAUUCAACGAUACAACUACGAUGAGACCAUUAAGAAUAUUUUGCCAAAAAAAAUUGAAUAUGUGAUUUAUUUAAAAUUAAGUAAAAUUCAAAUCAAUCUUCAUAAAGCUUACGAGAAAUUCAUUGAAAGCACAAAGCCUAAAUUCGCAGAAAUACGUACCAAUAUCAACCGGUUAUUAUCACAUCCUAAAGUUUUGCAUUUAAAAGCUAAGCAGAAGCAAUCAGAACAGGGUACCAAAAGUUCUACAAGAUUAAAAGAUAACAAAACGAAUCAAUGUGAUGGAGAAUCAAAAGAUUGGUGGCACAACUUCAUCACAGAAGAAGAUGUAUCAAAUGUUUUUACAUCGACUAAAAUGGUUACUUUUUUUUCGAUUCUUGAAGAAUGUGAAAAAGUCGGAGAUAAAGUGCUUGUUUUUUCCACAUGUUUAUCGACUCAUCGAGUAAUUGAAUAUUUUUUAUCAGUUUUUGACAAAAACAGAAGCAAACAUGAUUGUCCAUUUAAAUUUAAAGGCCGCUGGUUAAAAAAUAGUGAUUAUUUUUUGAUCGAUGGUAAAGUUAAGGAAAUAGAACGCCAAAAAUUCAUGGCCAAAUUUAAUGAUCCCAAAAAUUUACAAGGUCGACUUAUGAUAGUAUCUACUCAGGUGGCUUGUUUAGGAGUUAAUCUCAUUGGUGCCAACAGAGUUAUUAUAUUCGAACCUCAUUAUAACCCAUCUGCUGACUUACAAAGUAUUUUUCGGAUUUUCAGAUAUGGUCAAAAAAAAGUUAGUUAUAUUUAUCGAUUUGUCGGCGUUGGUACAUUAGAAGAGACCGUAUACAAUCGGCAAGUGACAAAAUUAUCUUUAUCUAAUCGGGUGCUGGAUAAAAAAGAAACCAAAAGACAUUUCAACGAAGAAGAAUUAGAUAUUUCAGUAAAUGUACCACUUCGAUUGCCAUCUGACAGUCCUGAAUUUCCACCACCAGAAGAUAAUGUACUGAGGUCAAUUUUGGAAAGAUUAAAAGAUUCCAUUUAUUGUUACACCGAACAUGACUCAUUAUUACAACAUCAAGAAAACGAAAGAUUACCCGAUGAAGUAUACGACGAAGCUUGGGACUUACAUAAAAAAGAGCGAAAAAAUUCUCGAAAAUACAAGAAUUUGAAGAAGAAAAAUGAAAUUAAAAGUAACGUUAAAGAUACGAAAACGUUGACUCCUGAAGCAUCCUCAUCGAAAGUUAGUUCUUCGUAAAUUUUCAAAUGGUUUCAAGUAGAUCUAGAAAUGAUUAUCGUAAAAAAACUGUUCCUUUGAGAGUCUUUUAAUAACUUCUAAUAGCUUUGAAUAAUCUAUGUAGCAAUGAAUAGUCACUUUGUAUAAAAGUCUUUGAAGAAUACUAAGUCAGGUAAAAUAUUUUUAAAAUGGUCCUAAAAUUACUAAAACCACAAUGAUUUAUGAUGAUUUAGUAUCUGUGCCUUAUUUAAAGCUUUACGAAACAGUAUUCUACCGAACGUUGUUAAGAAAAUUUUUGUACUUAAUUAGAGUGAUAAGUAUGUUAUGUAAAUGUAUUGAAUUUAUUAUUCAUAGUUGUACAAUUUUUUUUUUACAAUAAAUGUACUAUAACGGAGUAAAA